CCUGCCACCGCCACUUCUCUGCAGGGUGACCUUGGCCUCCGACCCCGAGACGAGACCAUGUCUUCUUCCGUCAGCCGUCGGGUGGCGCUAGUGACCGGGGGCAACAGGGGCAUCGGCUUGGCCAUCGUGCGCGCCCUGGGGCGCCGGUUCUCCGGGACGGUGAUCCUGACCGCCCGGGACCCGGGCCAGGGCCAGGCGGUCGUGCAGGUGCUGAAGGAGGAGGGCCUCAGCCCGCUCUUCCACCAACUGGACAUCACCGACCCGCAGAGCGUCCGCACGCUCAGGGACUACCUCCUGGACACCUUUGGGGGCCUGGACGUGCUGGUCAACAACGCGGGCAUCGCCUUCAAAGUAAACGACCAGACUCCCUUCGGCAUCCAGGCGGAGGUGACGAUGAAAACCAACUUCUUUGGCACUAAGGAUGUCUGCAGUGUGCUCCUGCCACUGAUAAAGCCCCAAGGCCGAGUGGUGAACGUGUCGAGCUCAGUGAGCGUCAGGGCCCUGGGGAAGUGCAGCCCGGAGCUCCAGCGGGCCUUCCGCAGCGACACCAUCACGGAAGAGGAGCUGGAGGGGCUCAUGAGGAAGUUCGUGGAGGACGCCAAGAACGGGGUGCACGAGCAGCGGGGCUGGCCCAACACCGCGUACGGGGUGACCAAGAUCGGCGUCACGGUCCUGUCCCGGAUCCACGCCCGCAGGCUGGCGGAGGAGAGGAGAGGGGACAAGAUCCUGCUGAACGCCUGCUGCCCGGGGUGGGUCAGGACCGACAUGGCGGGGCCUAAGGCUACCAAGAGCCCGGAGGAAGGGGCCGAGACCCCGACCUACCUGGCCCUCCUGCCCGCCGACGCCACUGAGCCUCACGGUCAGUUCGUCAGUGAGAAAACGGUUCAACCCUGGUGACCCGAGUCGGGGACUCCGUCCCCACAGGCCCAGGCAGCGGCCCGGUUCCCUGAAUCCUCGAGAUUCCCCGUUCCCAAGGCCGUUAGAAGGCCGGAGCGAGCUACAGAUCCGUAGCGUAGUUCCACCGCCCGCUUGGUAGAGUUCUCUUUCACUGUCGGCUAACAAAGGCACCCUAUUCGGCAUGCUGGAAUGCCUCAAAUAAAAGAAAUUGAGAAGCUGC
Messenger RNA from Ornithorhynchus anatinus (platypus), 1117 nucleotides. Its product is annotated as carbonyl reductase [NADPH] 1. Gene Ontology annotation, molecular function: carbonyl reductase (NADPH) activity. The transcript has 4 exons. The record is from RefSeq and is a predicted model, not a curated record. The coding region runs from base 58 to 897 and encodes 279 amino acids. Lineage: Eukaryota; Metazoa; Chordata; Mammalia; Monotremata; Ornithorhynchidae.